Molecule: messenger RNA, 1020 nt
Organism: Salvelinus namaycush (lake trout)
Lineage: Eukaryota; Metazoa; Chordata; Actinopteri; Salmoniformes; Salmonidae
Product: dual specificity testis-specific protein kinase 2-like
Exons: 9
Coding region: 1-1020 (339 amino acids)
Biological process (GO): actin cytoskeleton organization; protein phosphorylation
Cellular component (GO): nucleus; cytoplasm
Molecular function (GO): protein serine/threonine kinase activity; ATP binding
Source: RefSeq, a predicted model, not a curated record
AUGCAUAUGAAUAGCUUAUUAAAUCAAUGGAACAUCACUCCCCACUCCAGGAUGUGUGACUGUGACGUGGACGUGUCCUCGGAGCCCACCAGCCCCACGCUCUACGGCGAGUCCUCUGACAAAUACUACCAUGUGGACCGCUGGCAGAAGCUCCGCACCGCCGUCCGCAAGCUGGAGUUCUGGGAGAACUUCACAGCCGAGCUCAUCGGGAGCGGCUUCUUUUCCAAAGUCUACAAGGUGAUUCACAGUACGACCCGUAAGGUGAUGGUGGUGAAGAUAUAUAAGAACGACGUGGACCAGGAUAGCAUCGUGCGUGAGAUCAGCCUACUGCAGAAACUCUCCCAUCCCAACAUAGUCAGGUACCUGGGGAUCUGUGUGAAAGAAGAUAAACUCUACCCUAUUUUAGAGUAUGUGAGUGGGGGCUGUCUGGAAGAGCUGUUAGCCAGGAAGGAUGUGUCUCUGUGCUGGAGGGAGAAGGUGGACCUGGCCUGUGACAUAACCAGGGGAAUGAUCUACCUGCACUACAAGAACAUCUAUCACAGGGACCUCAACUCCAAGAACUGUCUGAUCCGUGUGACAGCGCGGGGCAGGGAGGCCCUGGUCACAGACUUUGGCCUGGCCAGAGAGGUGGUGGAGCUGCCGGUUAAAGACCCAGAGAGGAAGCUCUCCCUGGUGGGAUCUGCCUUCUGGAUGGCCCCGGAGAUGCUUCGCGGGGAACCCUACGACCGGAAGGUGGACGUAUUCUCCUUUGGGAUUGUACUCUGUGAAAUACUGGCAAGGAUCCCUGCAGACCCAGAGAUUCUACCAAGAACCCAGGACUACGGCCUGGAUGUGAGUGCGUUUAGGGAGCUGGCGAGCGGGUGUCCUCAGCGUGUGUUGGAGCUGGCAACCAGCUGCUGUCUGAUGGAGUCCUUCAGGAGACCGGCGUUCAUAGAGCUGCUGGAUGAACUGGGGGAGAUCGCUGAGACUCUUGAGCCGCCCCCUAACCCGCCCCCUAACUCAGAGCAGACCACUGGGUGA